This is a messenger RNA of Eimeria maxima, 1029 nucleotides long. RefSeq names its product oxidoreductase, putative. The record is from RefSeq and is a predicted model, not a curated record. Gene Ontology annotation, biological process: sphingolipid biosynthetic process. Gene Ontology annotation, molecular function: 3-dehydrosphinganine reductase activity. NCBI's taxonomy places the organism in Eukaryota, Apicomplexa, Conoidasida, Eucoccidiorida, Eimeriidae. The coding region runs from base 1 to 1029 and encodes 342 amino acids. Gene Ontology annotation, cellular component: endoplasmic reticulum membrane. The transcript has 4 exons.
AUGGGCGGGGUGUUCUUCUUGUUCCCUCUGCUUGCCUAUUCAAUUGGUGUGUUAGGAAUCAUCGCAGCCUACUUUGUUGUAAUCGGAUGCAUCAUACUUCUCUACGUGGCCCAGUUGUUCCUCAGCCGCUCUGCCCGCCUAUCGAACCCAGAGUUGGCCGAUGCUAAGGCCCCCUUCUCCCUGAAAGGAAGGCAUGUUUUGAUAACGGGCGGUUCCAAAGGGAUUGGAUAUGCCAUAGCUAGAGAAGCAGUAAAAAAAGGAGCGAAACUGGUCACACUGGUUGCCCGCGACGCCAGUGCACUCCAAGAAGCACAAAACAAAUGCGUGGAGAUUGCAGACGAACUCGGAUUAGCCGUUACCGUUCAAACCGUUUCUGCAGAUUUGGUGGACCCCACGGCGGCCAUUGAAUGUCUUGAUCGCGCAGUUGCCUUGAAGGGCUCGAAGAGGGACUCAGCAGCCCGAAGGAAUCAGGAUGAAAAGCAGGAGGAGGCGGAUGUCCCUAUAGAAGUGUUUUUCUGCAACGCAGCUGACGUAGACCCUCGUCCUUUCUGUGCUUUGGGGAACAGCAAUAUACAGAAGACGGUUGCGAUGAAUAUCAGUACACCGUUCUUGCAAGUCAAACACAUCCUGCCUAGCAUGUUGAAGCGCAAGUUUGGGGCAAUCUGUUUCACCAACAGCCUCGCUGCAUUCGUGCCAAUUUACGGCUUCUCGACAUACAGCGCCACCAAGUCAGCACUCAGAGCAUUCGCAGAAGUAAUCAAUCAGGAAGUAGCUGGCAUGGAUGUGCUCGUCGCUAACGCCUUUCUCCCCAGUGUAAACACACCGGGGUACGAAAGGGAAAAACAAGUUCGUCACCGACUUACUGAAAUUCUGGAGGAAACGUCUAAAAUCAAACAGCCAGAAGAGGUGGCGGAAAAGCUUGUUGACCAUUUAGAGGCAGGUCACCGAAUCAUUACUGUGGAUUUUGAAGGCUGGGUUUGCGCGCGGUUGAAUGCCGGAUUCUCUAGAGGUGCGCGAAGCCUACACUGA